GCACGUGUCCUUUGACCCGGGGCUUUGUGCUAAACAUCCGGGCUAAGUGCGGUAUAGUGGGGAAGAUGGCGGCGUUGGUGGUACCUGCUGAUUGGAUCAGAAACUGGGAAAAAUCGGGGAAAAAUGAGUUUUUACAAUUAUGUCGGAAUCUUGCAGAAAGUAAACCAAGUGAUGACGUGACAUUAAGAGAAAGCUCAGCUGCCACAUUGGAAAGAAAACAGGAGCAUGACGAUAUCCAGGCUGCUCUGUAUGAGCUGGCGUGGCAGGUCAUUAAAGGCAAUCUCAAACUUGAUCAGGCUGCUAGCGUUCUUAAUGAUGUAAUGGAAUUUCGAGAAGAUAUGUCGUCAAUUUUAGCUGAUGUUUUCUGCAUUUUAGAUAUAGAAACAGGUUGCUUGGAAGAAAAAAAUAAGCGAGAGCAUUUUACCCAGUUGGUUGGAGCGUGUUUGGUCCUGGUACCGGACACGGUGCUGAAGGAGAGGCUGGAUCCCGAGACUCUGGAAUCCCUCGGACUCAUCAAGCAAGCCCAGCAGUUUAAUCAGAAAAUUGUCAAAAUAAAAACCAAACUAUUUUAUAAGCAACAGAAGUUUAACUUGCUAAGAGAAGAAAAUGAAGGCUAUGCGAAGUUGAUAACUGAGCUGGGUCAAGACUUGUCCGGGAAUAUCACCAGCCGUUUAGUCCUUGAGAACAUCAAGUCUUUGAUAGGAUGUUUUAAUUUGGACCCGAACCGUGUGUUGGACAUCAUCCUUGAAGUCUAUGAAUGUAGAUCCGAUCAAGACGAAUUCUUCGUACCUCUUAUUAAAUCUUAUAUGUGUGAAGCACAAACACUGUGUCACAUCUUGGGAUUUAAAUUUAAAUUUUAUCAGGAACCAAACGGGGAGACGCCCUCGUCGCUUUAUCAUGUCGCCGCUGCACUGCUGCAGCAUAACUUGAUCGAGCUGGAGGAUCUCUACGUGCAUCUGCUUCCUAUGGAUCCCAGUAUCCUGGAGGAACACAAGCGGGAGAUUACAGAAGCCAAGCAGAUCGCCCGGAAGCUCACUAUGGUUGUGGUGCCUUCUGAAAAGACAGAGGAGAAGGAUAAAGAAAAAGAAAAGGAGGAGGAGAAGAAUGAAAAGCCCCCUGAUAACCAGAAGCUUGGGCUCCUGGAAGCUUUAUUGAAGAUUGGUGACUGGCAACACGCACAGAGUAUCAUGGACCAGAUGCCUUCGUUUUAUGCCGCAUCCCAUAAGUCUAUAGCUGUCGCUCUUUGUCAGCUGCUUCAUAUUACCAUCGAACCCUUAUACCGAAGAGCUGGGGUCCCUAAAGGUGCCAAAGGAGCUCUCAAUCGGCCGCUGAAAAGCAAGCAAGCUCCCAAGCCUGCUGAGGCAUUUGAGGAUCUGAGGAAGGAGGUGUUCACCAUGCUGUGCUACCUGGGCCCUCAUCUUUCCCAUGACCCCGUCUUGUUUGCAAAGAUUGUGCGCUUGGGCAAAGGAUUCAUGAAAGAGUAUCAAAAUGACAAACAAGAGGACAAGGACAGAAUGGACACACUGUUGAGCUGCUUUCUCAGUAUAACAGACCAGGUUUUGCUCCCCUCGCUGACACUAAUGGACUGUAAUGCCUGUAUGUCUGAGGAGCUCUGGGGAUUAUUCAAAAUGUUUCCCUACCAGCACAGGUAUCGUCUUUAUGGACAGUGGAAAAAUGAAACCUACAACAGUCAUCCUCUGCUUGUAAAAGUCAAAGCCCAAACGGUUGACAGAGCCAAAUAUAUUAUGAAGCGAUUGACCAAGGAAAAUGUGAAGCCUUCUGGAAGACAGAUUGGAAAGCUGAGCCACAGCAACCCAACCAUUCUCUUUGAUUACAUGUUGUCUCAGAUCCAGUGGUAUGACAACCUCAUAACGCCUGUUGUCGAUUCUCUGAAGUAUCUCACUUCACUGAACUACGAUGUCUUGGCUUAUUGCAUUAUUGAAGCGCUGGCAAAUCCUGAGAAGGAGAAAAUGAAGCAUGACGACACCACCAUUUCUGCCUGGUUACAGAGCCUUGCAAGUCUUUGUGGUUCAGUUUUCAGAAAGUACCCUAUAGAGCUGGCAGGUCUCCUUCAGUAUGUGACAAAUCAGCUUAAAGCUGGAAAAAGUUUUGAUCUGCUAAUUCUCAAAGAAGUGGUUCAGAAAAUGGCUGGGAUUGAAAUUGCAGACGAGAUGACACAAGAACAACUCGAGGCCAUGACUGGUGGGGAACAGUUAAAAGCAGAGGGUGGCUAUUUUGGACAGAUCCGGAACACCAAGAAAUCAUCCCAGAGGCUGAAGGACGCUCUCCUGGACCAUGAGCUGGCUCUCCCCCUCUGUCUGCUCAUGGCCCAGCAGAGGAAUGGAGUUGUCUUUCUGGAGGGGGGAGAGAAGCAUCUCAAACUUGUUGGGAAGCUCUACGAUCAGUGUCACGAUACACUUGUACAGUUUGGAGGAUUUUUAGCAUCCAAUCUCAGCACAGAAGAUUACAUAAAGCGAGUACCGUCCGUGGACAUCCUCUGUAACCAAUUCCACACGCCCCACGAUGCAGCAUUUUUCUUGUCAAGGCCCAUGUACGCACACCAAAUAUUGUCUAAAUACGAUGAGCUGAAGAAGACUGAAAAGGGAAACCGACAGCAGCAGAAAGUCCACAAGUACAUCGCGGCCUGCGAUCUGGUGAUGGCUCCUGUCCACGAUUCAGUGGUCUCCCUGCACCCCCCCAAGGUCUGGGAUGACAUCAGCCCUCAGUUCUAUGCCACGUUCUGGUCGCUCACGAUGUAUGACCUCGCUGUGCCACACAAUGCCUACGACAGGGAGGUCAACAAACUCAAAGUUCAGAUGAAAGCCAUUGAUGAAAAUCCAGAAAUGCCCCCAAACAAGAAGAAGAAGGAGAAGGAGAGGUGUACUGCACUUCAGGACAAGCUUCAAGAGGAGGAGAAGAAGCAGCUGGAGCAUGUCCAGAGAGUCCUGCAGAGGCUGAAACUGGAGAAAGACAACUGGCUUUUAGCAAAAUCCACUAAGAACGAGACAAUCACAAAGUUCCUCCAGCUGUGCAUAUUUCCUCGCUGCAUUUUCUCUGCCAUUGACGCAGUUUACUGCGCCCGCUUUGUGGAGCUCGUGCACCAGCAGAGAACACCCAACUUCUGCACCCUCCUGUGCUACGACAGGGUUUUCUCUGACAUUAUCUACACUGUGGCAAGCUGCACAGAGAAUGAGGCCCGGCGCUAUGGGCGCUUCCUCUGCUGCAUGCUGGAUACUGUGACAAGGUGGCACAGCGACAGAGCCAUUUACGAAAAGGAGUGUGGAAAUUACCCAGGGUUCCUGACCAUUCUGCGGGCAACUGGUUUUGAUGGAGGAAACAAGGCAGACCAGCUGGAUUAUGAAAACUUCCGCCAUGUUGUCCAUAAGUGGCAUUAUAAAUUAACUAAAGCUUCGGUGCACUGCUUGGAGACUGGCGAAUACACCCACAUCCGGAAUAUCCUGAUUGUGCUCACCAAGAUCCUGCUGUGCUACCCCAAAGUGCUGAACCUGGGGCAAGCCCUGGAGCGCAGGGUGCACAAGAUCUGCCUGGAGGAGAAGGAGAAGAGGCCUGAUCUUUAUGCGUUGGCUAUGGGCUAUUCCGGGCAGUUGAAAAGCAGGAAACCGUACAUGGUGCCCGAGAACGAGUUCCACCACAAAGAGCUGCCAGUGAGGAACACCGGCCCUACCACGGUGCAGAACGGACCGGGUAGCGCUGGCAAGCCUGCGUCCACCACCAGCACCGGCAAACCCGAGGAGGGAGCCUCCGAGGAGAAUGAAAAAUCCAAGGAGAAGUCUCAGAGUGCUGUGAAAGCUGCAAGCAAAACCAACAAUACAACACCAAAGGUCACCACCAGCAAUGGAAAUGGUGCUACGAAUAGCACAAAGUUAAUCAAGGAGAAGGAAGACAAAGACAAAAGUGGGAAGGAAAAAAAUAAGGAGAAGAAAGAGAAAACACCAGCUGCCACUCCAGAGGCCAAAGUCCCGGGGAAGGAGAAACAGAAAGAAGAGAGGACAGGCAAAGAGGAGAAGACCCGGGAGACCAAGGAGAAGACCCCCAAAUCCGAGAAGGAGAAGUUCAAGAAAGACGAGAAGGCCAGCAAGGACGACAAAGCAAAGGCGAGCGGUGGCGAGUCGAAGUCAUCUGCCGAGAAGGAGAGAGAGAAGGAGCCGUCCAAGGAGAGAGAUGUAGCCAAGGAAGCCAAAACUAAGGAGAGCAGUAAAGGAGAGAAGGCAGCAGUGGCUGGGUCCUUGAAGUCGCCCGUUCCCCGGUCUGAAUCCUCAGAGUCUGAGAGGGAACAAAAACGACGCAAACUUGAUACCCACUCUUCACCAUCACAUUCCUCCACUGUUAAGGAUAAUCUCAACGAACUCAAGGAUUCAGCCACAAAGCACUACACCAACCACAGCACAGCCACACUAUCCAAGAGCAAAGAGAGGGAGGUGGAUAAGAAAGAUAUGGAGAAAUCCAGGGAUCGAUCGAGAGAAAGAGAAAAGAAGGAGCGGAAACGAGAUCAUUCAAACAGUGACCGUGAAGUGGCUCAAGAAUUAAAACGCCGGAAAGAUGAAAAUGGAACAAGCUCCUCAAAGCACAGCAAGAGCGAAAGCCCGUCCAAUUCCCCACAACCCAACGAGAAGGAAAAAAGCAAAAGCUCAAAAUCAUCUAGCAAAGAGAAAAGUGAUUCAGCCAAACCGGAGAAGGGUUCAUCUGGAGGCAAAAAGGAGUCGCGACACGAUAAAGAAAAAGCUGAAAAGAAAGAGAAGAGGGAAAGCACUGGAGCGAAGGAAGACAAAAAACACCAUAAAUCAUCGGACAAGCAUAGAUAAUGUAUGUUGAUGCAGCCAAGAUGAAAUUUGCCGUUGGCUGCCACAGUCCCCGAUUUCAGACCUGAUUUUACUAAAAUGCAUCUGGAUGCUAUGGAGUUAGGCUUUUAUUGUUUUUCCUUUUUGUAUGGAUCACCGUGAAAACAGAGGACCCAGCUAAAGUAUAACGUGUUUAUUUACUGCCUGCACAAAUAUUCUUUGUUGUUUUGCCUAAAAAAUAAAAACGGUGUGUUGGUGUCUUUUUAACCUGAUCUUUUUCGUUACGUUCCUGUGUAUUUUCAGUAAACAGCUGAAAGUCUGCUUCCCUUUACUCUGAGCACAAUGUGCUGCAAACAGGACCGUGUAAUUGAGUUCAGACUGUUCCUACAGGAUGUCCAAAUGGAAAAGCAUUUGGGUUUUUGUCAGUGUUUCCCCAUUACAAAUAUACUUCUUCUUUUGGCAUUUAUCUAAUUUUGGACUCCAUUUUAUUUAUUUUUCUUUGAAUCCAUGUAUACUUAGCAGUAGCUCUGUUUCAAACAUUGAAAAUGGUAUAUUUGUAUAUUAUGUAUACAGUAAUAAAAUGGUUCCCUGUAAUUAAAAUCAGAUUAUUUGUUAGUUUCAUUUCAAAUGUUCCUUGCAAUUAUUAUUUUUUUUGUGUGUGUGUGUUUUCCUCACAAUGUUUUUAAAUGAAUUGUAUAAAAGUUGAAUAACUUGAUGACACAAAUAUAAGUGUGGCUUGUAUAACCGCAGGAGAUUUGUAUUGCCAACAUUUAGUCAAAGUUUCAGAAUUACUUUUUUGCAAUUUUUAUCUGCUGUAUUCUACCAGUGUAAGUUUUUUUUUUUUUUCCUAAAUAAAUGAUAGUUUUCUCAGUGGGUCGUAAA
This is a messenger RNA of Acipenser ruthenus (sterlet), 5681 nucleotides long. RefSeq names its product THO complex subunit 2-like. Lineage: Eukaryota; Metazoa; Chordata; Actinopteri; Acipenseriformes; Acipenseridae. Gene Ontology annotation, cellular component: THO complex part of transcription export complex. The record is from RefSeq and is a predicted model, not a curated record. The transcript is spliced from 40 exons. Gene Ontology annotation, biological process: mRNA export from nucleus; mRNA processing. Gene Ontology annotation, molecular function: mRNA binding. Bases 66 to 4823 code for a protein of 1585 amino acids.